UAUUCAUGAGCCGGGCGCCAUGGCCGAGGCGGGGGACGGCGGCGGUUGGCUGGGACCGCUCCCCGGGCUGUGCCCCCCGCCGCGCCGCCGGGACCCCUUCGUGUGCCGCCGGGGGAAGGGGCUUCACCCCCGCCCCGUCGGCCCCCCCUCGGCAGGCCGCGGCGAUGAGGAGGAGGAGGAGGAGGAGGAGGAGGAGGAGGAAGAAGAAGAAGAGAGAGUGGGCUUGGCGGAAGCCUCCCUGCUGAACAAGCUGAUCCGCACGUCCCUGGUGGAGCCCAGCCAGCCCGUGGAGAUCCUGCAGCGGGACCCCAGCUCCCCGCUGUUCUCCGCCAAAACCUUCGAGGAGCUGCCCCUGAAAAAAGAGCUCUUGCAGGGGAUUUACAUCAUGGGCUUCAACAGACCCUCCAAAAUCCAGGGGACGGCUCUGCCCAUCAUGCUGGCGUACCCGCCCCAAAAUCUGAUUGCCCAGAGCCAGUCAGGGACAGGGAAAACGGCAGCUUUUGUCUUGGCGAUGCUGAGCAGAGUUAAUGGCACUGAGAAAUACCCACAGUGCCUCUGCCUGGCUCCCACCUUUGAGCUGGCCCUGCAGAUCGGACGCGUGAUCGAGACGAUCGGGAAGUUUUGCACUGACGUCCAGGUUACGUAUGCUGUCCGGGGGAGCAGAGUUCUGCAGGGUGGCAUGCUGCAGGAGCAGAUCGUCAUCGGGACUCCGGGGACGACGCUGGACUGGUGCUUCAAGCGCAGAGUCAUAGACGUGAAGAAGAUCAGCAUGUUCGUGCUGGAUGAAGCCGACAUCAUGAUCGACACUCAGGGCCUCUCCUAUCAAAGCAUGCGCAUCCAGAGGGCUUUACCCAAGGGCUGCCAGAUGCUGCUGUUCUCCGCCACCUUCCGGGAGAACGUGCGGGCGUUCGCUGUGCAAAUGAUCUCCAACCCCAUCGUGAUAAAGCUGCGCGAGGACGAGCUCACCCUGAGCAACAUCGGGCAGUACUUCUUCGUGUGCAGGAGCAGGGAGGAGAAGUACAGAGCCCUCUGCAACAUCUACGGCAGCAUCACCAUCGGCCAGGCUAUGAUCUUCUGCCAGACUCGGAGGAGCGCGCACUGGCUGGCGGUGGAGAUGAGCCAGGACGGGCACCAGGUAGCCAUCCUGACGGCGGAGCUGACGGUGGCCCAGCGGGCUGACGUCAUCCAGCGCUUCCGCGACGGGAAGGAGAAGGUCCUCAUCGCCACCAACGUCUGUGCCAGAGGGAUCGACGUGCAGCAGGUCACCAUCGUGGUGAACUUCAGCCUGCCCACCGCGUGGAAGAGCAAGCCGGAUUUCGAGACCUACCUCCACCGCAUCGGGCGAACGGGGCGCUUCGGGAAGAAGGGCAUCGCCUUCAGCAUGGUGGAGAGCCAGAGCGUGGGGCUCGUGCGGAUGAUCGAGGAGCAUUUCCCAGAAGCGUUGGACAGGUACGCUGAGCAGCUUGAAUAACCACGCAGCGGAGGAGUCCGACCACAAAUCAGCCGAAGGAGCCCGGUGUGGUGUUUCCAUGGGAUGAAAAAUCUGAGCGGCUGAGCUCCCAGCGACCUGAUUUUUCCUUUUGAACGCCGUGAUGUUGCGAUUCAAGGGGCCGGGAUCACAAACCUGCCCCGUCCCGCGUCGCUUAGUUUCUUUUUCUAUUGCUCGAAGGCCACGGACUGGAAAUACCCCACCGAGCGCUCGGGGGAGCUUCCGAGCCCACGCAUCUGCGCGCAGGCGCUACUAAACCCUGGCUCGUGGGGUGCCUGGGUUUGGUUUUCACCCUGCUCGUGGAAGCCCUGACCAUUUUCUGUCCUUUCCCUCAGAGACCAAGAUCAAGCAGCUGGACCCCGACGACAUGGACGAGCUCGAGAAGCUUGAAAACUGAGCGAGCAGUGGGGAUUUGCUCUCCCGGAUCAGAGUUUUAGUUCAAAACAGAAGGAAAAGUUACAGGAGAAGAAUCUCCCCGUUCUCUUAUCACUUCCUCAAGCUGUUCAGUUUUGUUACGACGUUUUAGAAGGCGAGGGGGGAACCCUCCGACCCGGUUUUAUUCCCGGUUUAUUUCUCUGAGGUUUUUAUAGCCAUGACUUCGCGGGGCUUGAGGAGUCCCCCGAGGGGCUUAACGCUCUGCAAAAAUGGGUCUAGGUGUGCUGGGAGGGGCCAGAAAACAAGUAAACUCCGGUAACCGGCCCAAAAACUCCACUUCUCGUCUCCAGGCAGCAGGGGCGGGUGGCAUUUCUGCCAGAAAAAUCUCAGAGAAAACUUUUCAAUAAAAAAAAAAAAAAACAUCAGGAGAAAGGAGCAAGUUAUUAAAAAAAAAAAAAAAACCAACAAAAAAACCCCAAACACAAUCCCCCCAGUCUCGCUAGAUGGCAGCAGGAAUCCGCCGCUGCCAUCCCCAAUCCCUGCAGGAGCCCAUCGAGCUUUUGGGGUGCUGGGGGGGCGGUUGGGGGGGUGGGACCCAGCCCGGGGGGGUGGUGUUUGUUCCCCGAGGGUUUAUCCCGGCACUAGCACCAAGCUAAUUUCUAACAAAAUGGGUUUAUUUAUAAUUCUGAGGGCAUUGUAGGCUCACGUGCCCUAUUAACAGCGUUAUUUUGGGUAAUGAGCAAUUCUCAUUAACGCAUCGUCGGGGGGGUGGGGGGUGGGGGGGGUGUUUGAGGUGGGGGGGACCACAGCCCCCGGGCCUCAUGCCGCACUGACACCAGCAGCCCUGGGACAGAAACUUGGUUUUAUUUCCCCUCCCCUUGCUUGUCAGCACCCUGAGCCCUUUUGUGGCCUCAGCGGAGCUCCCGCAUCCCCGCGGUGGGGUGUGAACGUCCUGCGUGUGUGUCCCCCCCCCCAAAACAAAAAAAAAAUCAAAGAUUUAGGGGUGGUUUUGUACAAAUACCUUAUUUCGAGGGGAAUUUCAGCUGUCAGGCUGUGUCCUGCCCCCUCCUGAGCUCGCCUGGCUCUGGCCAAAUCCCUCCCUCGGUGGCUGGGCUGCCAUACAGUGAGGUCCCGUGUUCCCCCCCUGUCACCUGCACCCCAAAAUCCUCCACGGGGGUGCUGCAGGCCCCCCCCCCUCCCCAGCCCCCUUGGCAUUGCAUUACAGUGUCGCCACCCCCCCCCCCCCAUGAAUGUUUGAUGGGCUGAGAGCGGGAGAUGAAAUAUCAAACCUGGCUUCCCCCGGCGCCCAAACCCCGUGUUUUCGAUAGAAGUGUGGGGGGGUGGCAGCUUAUUUUCCCCUCCUUUAGGCAAAAUAAAAUCAUGGGGGGGGAGGCGUGGGGUGGGGGGGGUAACGCUCAGGAGUAAAUUUUUCCCGCACGGGGAAGGGGGGGGGCGAUGCUGCCACUGCUGCACCGAGCGCGUCCAUCCUCAGCCCUGAGAUUGCAGGGGCCGCUGCAGCCAGCGGCGUUGGGUUCCCCCAGCCCCCCCCCCCCCCGCCCAGGCACGGGCAGGUUUAUCAAUAAUUAAGGGUUAAUCAGGGCUGGGCCUAAUUACCGGAGGGGUAACCGGAGAGGAGGUCAGAGGGGAGAGCACAGCCCUGCUUCAGCCCCUUGCUGGACAUGGCGCCAUGGAGCGCGCACCGCUGCCGCCUUGGAGGGGGCUCUGGAUCCUCUGCCUGCUGCCGGCGCUGGCGGGGGGUGAGCCAGCACCCCCCUUUACCCCCCCCCCCCCUUAAAAUUUCCAACCCCCCCCCCCCGGGGGUGUGGAGGGGC
Molecule: messenger RNA, 3696 nt
Organism: Tyto alba (common barn owl)
Lineage: Eukaryota; Metazoa; Chordata; Aves; Strigiformes; Tytonidae
Gene: DDX25
Product: DEAD-box helicase 25
Exons: 11
Coding region: 20-1471 (483 amino acids)
Biological process (GO): poly(A)+ mRNA export from nucleus
Cellular component (GO): cytoplasmic stress granule; nucleus
Molecular function (GO): ATP binding; RNA binding; RNA helicase activity
Source: RefSeq, a predicted model, not a curated record